UUUAAUUUAUGUGCCGUCCCUGUGUUCGAUGUUUUUAGAAAUUAAGAUCCGUUAUCAUCUAUAUAUAUUUCUCGACCGUUACCGAUUCAAGGUCAAUUAUACCAUAAGCCUGGGUCUUUGCUACCAUUCCCAGAUGAUGAUCAUAAAUUUUUGCAAAUAUAUUUCAUUGAUGGUGAGAAUCGUGAAUUAAAUAAGCGCUGUGCAAUUUCGACGAAUACGAGAAGAUCAAUCGUGAAUGAAUUGCAAACAUUUUUUCAUCAACACAAUGAUUUGGUGAAAUUGUUUAAAGUGGCACUCGAACGGAUGCCCUCCGAUGGCCACAAAAUCAUAAUAAAAGCCAAUAAAACACCAAUUGGGGAGCACACCAGACGAUUCAAUGCACCAACGAUUGAUGAAGUAGCCAUUGUUGUGGUUGGCGAACAGUUUCAGUCACGAGACAUUGUUUUGUAUCGUAGAAAUGAGAAUUUACAACGUAUUUCAGAACUCCAUCGCUGUUAUGAUGCAUUGCAAUACCCCAUUUUGUUUUGGAGAGGGGACGAUGGCUAUCACAUCAACAUACCAAUGAUAAAUCCAACAACUGGUCAAGAAUCAACAGAAAAAGUCAGUGCGAUGAAUUUUUAUUCGUACCGAUUGAUGAUUCGCCCUCAGAAACAAAUUUUAUUUUGCGAUGCAAUCAACUUUCGCAUCAAUAUAUCAUCGAUAUGUACGCCAAAAUUGAAAGUGAGCGAUUAAAUUUCAUCCGUUACAAUCAAGCCCGAUUAAGAUCAGAGGAAUACAUAUAUUUGCGUGACGCAAUAAUCAAUGAUGUAAAUGUGAAUGAUAUCGGCCGUUUAACAAUUUUACCAUAAUCAUAUGUUGGUAGUCCACGUCAUAUGCAUGAACAUGUACGAAAUUAUGGACGACCGGAUCUAUUCAUAACAUUUACGUGCAACCCGAAGUGGGUCGAUGUGUCUGAUUGUUUACUUGAUGGUCAGGUGCCAAAAGAUCGGCAUGACAUAACUGCCCGUGUAUUCCAACAAAAAUUGAAAAAAUUAAUGGAUCUGAUUGUCAAACUCCGUGUAUUUGGAGAAGUGCGGUGCUUUAUGUAUCCCAUAGAGUGGCAAAAAAGAGGCUUACCUCAGGCACAUAUUUUGAUUUGGUGCGUAAACAAAAUAACCCAUGAUAUGAUUGAUACCGUCAUAUCGGCCGAAAUUCCAGAUCAAACCAUCGCCAGGAUUAUUCGAAGUUGUCACGAAAAAUAUGAUUCACGGUCUCUGUGGUGAUAUUAAUCGAAAUCUACUUUGUAUGAUUGAUGGUAAAUGUUCGAAACGUUUUCCAAAGCAAUUGAUUGCUGAAACAAUUACAGGAGAUGAUGGAUAUCAGUAUCACAGUAUCGUCGACGAUCAACUGAAGACAACGGUAAAUCAACUGUAAUUAAAAUUAAAAAUCAAGAUGUUGAAAUCGAUAACCGGUGGAUAGUUCCGUACUCACCGAUGCUGUCAAAAAUGUUCAACGCCCACAACAAUGUAAAAUAUUGCAAUUCUGUAAAAUCAAUCAAAUAUAUUUGCAAGUAUGUGAAUAAGGGCAGCAAUAUGGCUGUUUUUGGAGUGGCUCCUGAGAAUAAUCAUGACGAAAUUUUGCAGUACCAAAUGGGGCGCUAUAUUAGUACGAAUGAAGCUGUAUGGCGUAUUUUAUCGUUUCCAAUUCAUGACAGACAUCCGGUUGUUGUACAUUUGGCAGUUCAUCUUGAAAACGACCAACGUGUUUACUACACUGCUGCAAAAGCCGAACAAAGAGUAGUAGAGCCACCAGUAACUACACUGACAGCUUAUUUCCAGUUAUGUGAAACUGAUGAAUUUUCCAGGACUUUGCUAUAUUCGGAAGUGUCUCACUAUUUCACAUGGAAUGCAUCAACAAAAAAAUUUCAACAUCGCAAACAAGGCACACCUGUUGAUGGUUAUCCAGGUAUUUUUCGAACAGAUGCUUUGGGACGCAUUUUUACAGUUAGUCCAGCUAAUGUUGAAUGUUUUUACUUGCGAAUUUUGUUGGUGAACGUACAUGGACCUCAAUCAUUCCAACAUUUACGAACUGUUACUGGUCAAUUGUGCGCAACAUACCGUGAAGCAUGUCAACACUUGCAUUUGCUGGAAGAUGAUACGCAUUGGGAUGCUACGCUUCGUGAUGGAUCAAUUGUUUCUCCACCAAUUCAAACUCGUAUGUUAUUUGUGAUCAUAAUAUCAACAUGUUUUCUAUCAAAUCCACUGGAAUUGUGGAAUAAAUACAAAGAUUUCAUGGCUGAAGACAUUUUGAUUCGACUUCGACAUCGUUCCAAUGAUCCUGCAUUGCUGCUGACAUUGGAAAUGUAUAAUGAAGCCUUGAUAAUGAUCGAAGAUUUCUGCCUUACGAUUGCAAAUAAGGCAUUAGGGCAAUUAGGAUUGACUCCACCAAAUCGUCCAAUGCAUGAUUUAUUUGAACGAGAAUUGCAACGCGAACUGCAAUUCGAUCGUAAUGAAUUGCGUGCGUUCGUACAAACGUAUACUCCACAAUAUGUAAAUGGCAAGUGAUCAAAAUGGGUUUAUCACGUUACCGAAUAAUUUUUCAAUAAUUGUAUCAUCAAAAGAAGAACUCAUUGAUCGCGUUUUUCCAAAUAUUGCUCAAAAUUAUAAUAACCACCAUAAUUAGCACCAAAAAAUGUCAAUGUCAAUGAAAUCAAUUUCCACAUCCAGGAAAAAUUGUCAGGUAAUUCGGAAACGUAUAAAUCCUUUGAUACUGCUAUGAAUGAUGAAGACGCAGUCAAUUAUCCGGUUGAAUUUUUAAAUUCUUUGGAACCACCAGGCAUGCCACCGCAUACUUUGAAGUUGAAAGUUGGUUCAUCGAUUAUACUUCUUCGAAAUCUUAAUGCACCGAAACUUUGUAAUGGGACGAGACUUUCAGUGAAGAAAUUGAUGCCAAAUUUAAUUCAAGCAACAAUUCUCACUGGCAAAGCAAAAGGUGAAAUUGUACUAAUACCGCGCAUCCCAUUAAUACCAACGGACAUGCCAUUCGAAUUUAAACGUCUUCAAUUUCCUGUUCGGCUAUCUUUUGCUAUGACCGUCAACAAAGCUCAAGGGCAAACGCUCCAGGUGUGUGGAGUUAAUUUAGAGGAAGCUUGCUUUUCUCACGGUCAACUGUACGUUGCAUUCGAGAGUUGGAGCCACGAAAAAUUUGUUUAUUUAUGCACCACAAAAUAA
Bactrocera neohumeralis is the source of this 3209-nucleotide messenger RNA. RefSeq lists its product as uncharacterized. The transcript is spliced from 2 exons. The record is from RefSeq and is a predicted model, not a curated record. Lineage: Eukaryota; Metazoa; Arthropoda; Insecta; Diptera; Tephritidae. The coding region runs from base 1473 to 2543 and encodes 356 amino acids.